Messenger RNA from Cercopithifilaria johnstoni, 360 nucleotides. Lineage: Eukaryota; Metazoa; Nematoda; Chromadorea; Rhabditida; Onchocercidae. The record is from the annotation of a GenBank genome assembly.
AUGGACGAUAAUCAGGCGGUUGAGAAGCCGAAAAAUACAAAUCUUGUUUGCAAUGAAAAUAUCGCCCAUCGGAAAUCACCUGAACUUUUUCCAGAAAAUGUACCUGGCGCUUGGGAUAUGAAUAGAACAUUAACUGCGGCUGCUGGUGAUUUUAGGUCAAGCCGUUUUCGAACCGAAUUAGAUACACAAGAUGUACGUCUUGUUAACGAGCUUGGGCAGUUUAGUGCCGAUCAGUUAAUGGAAUAUGUAAGGAAUUUGCAGAAUUCCGCUUAUACAUUAGGAAUCGAAGAAGCGAAGCAGUUUUCAAAGGGAAAGUUUUUGCGAAUAUUUGAGAAACGAUCAGAAGGGUUGCAAAGAUGA